UCAUUGUUGCGUUCCCCACCGUCUGGCAACCGCUUCUAUGGCGGUUUGGAAAAAGGCAAAGAAAAACAGCGUCGUCUGAAGCUGUGUGGCUUGUUUGUUCCCCCGUUUGUUUAGCGCUCCGGCAUUAUCGUCCCAUUUCCAAACAAUCUAUUUUGUACUCGCGCACUGUUCCCAACCCGGUCUUCCUCAUUGUUGUUGUGAUAAAGUUUCGUUCCGUUUGUCUCGAAGUUUUAGCUUGCGUGCCUGUGCGUGUGAAAAAAAAUGUCCUCAAAGCGAAAGCCGGACGGUACGAAGAAGGCGGUGAAAAAGCGUAAAAACUCCGAAUCCAACUAUGAUUCCGACCUGAGUGAUGACUAUCCGCGGGCUGUGGGUGAAACGUCCGCCCGGGAGGUGGUGGUCGAGGAGCUGCGGCCAAUGGAAAAGCUGCCGGAGGAACUGCUGGCCGUGUACGACAAAGGUCCCGGCAAACUGCUCAUUGCGGGCAUGGUGUCCUGGGAAAUGACCGGCAAACGUGACUCGAAAGGGGUCACGAAGAUCCGGCCGAAUCUGUUCACCUUUCACAGAUUCACCAGUGAAACGUACCGUUCAAUGGCAAGCUUCUGUUCUGCCGCUCACUCUGUGUUGAUUGAUGAAAACUGGAAAGCUUUUACUUUUGGGCGCAAUCAGCUGAGCCAGCUGGGGCUUGGUGAUACGGCGACGUACGAAAAACCGACGCAGGUGGCCGAUUUGGCCGACUUCAACGUCAUACAGGCUGCGUGCGGCCGUAACCAUACGCUCUUCCUAACCGACACCGGGACCGUGUACGCUUGCGGCGACAACAAGAGCGGUCAGUGCGGGGUGGGCAAUAAGCUGCCCACGAUUACGUCCCCGACGCGGAUCAGCUACAACGGGCCACCGAUCAUUAAGGUUGGAUGUGGUGCCGAAUUUUCCGUCAUUCUCGACAUUAAGGGCAAUUUGCAUACGUUCGGUUUGCCGGAGUAUGGGCAGCUGGGUCACAAUACGGACGGUCGGUAUUUCGUGACCUCGACCAAGAUGUCGUUCCACUUCGAAAUGCAACCGCGCAAGGUGCUUGUGUACAUGGAGAAGAACAAGGAGGGCCACGUGUUGCCGAUUGAAAAUGUCAACAUUAUUGACUUUGCCUGUGGCAACAAUCAUACUGUGGCAAUCGAUUCGAAGAACCGAGCGUAUAGCUGGGGUUUCGGAGGUAUCGGCCGUUUGGGGCACGCGGAGCAGAAAGACGAGAUGGUACCGAGACUGAUCAAAUUCUUCGACACACAGAACCGCAAAGUGAUGCGCGUAUUUUGUGGUUCAUCGUACAGUUUGGCAAUAUCCGACAUCGGCUCACUGUAUCUGUUCGGGCAGAACAAGAAAACGGGUGAGGCCAACAUGUACCCGAAACCGGUGCAGGAUCUGGCGGGCUGGAACAUUACCAGCAUCGGUACGGGCUACACGUCGAUUGUAAUCUCUGCCGACGAUUCGUUGAUUGCCUGGGGCGCUUCACCGACCUACGGCGAGCUGGGAUUGGGUGAUUUGCAGAAAUCAUCGUCCACUCCAAAGGAAGUGACGCGCAUGGAGGGCAUGAAAAUUCCACUAGUGGCGCUAGGUUACUCCCACUCGAUGCUGCUGGUUAAUACGGAGCACGAAAAGACGAAGGAGAAGUAUGACAACUUGCCCGAGUUUGUCGUCUAAGUGGCGUGGUAGGCUCGCCUCAUCUCAAUCCGACUGACUUGCGCUGCCAGCAAGUGUGAAGUGCAAAAUAGAUCUGUGGCCAACACACAACACGCCUGCAUCCUCCUCAGCUUUUGUGCGCGUGUGUGUGUGUGUGUGUUUCACCGUACCGGUCGUUGCAAAUCCGAACCGCGAGAAAGGAAUCGUCUCAACCAAUUUUACUAGUAUUAGUUUUCCAUCAAUCACUCCAUCGUAACGUAUUUGUAAUAUUUUUGGGAAUUAAACGUGCAUUUAGCUUUUCCCCGGUCGGAAAGUUCGUUUCCGGCUGGAGAAAAGCAUGUAUUUCCACCAAA
This is a messenger RNA of Anopheles stephensi (Asian malaria mosquito), 2021 nucleotides long. Its product is annotated as protein RCC2 homolog. The record is from RefSeq and is a predicted model, not a curated record. The transcript has 6 exons. Bases 262 to 1689 code for a protein of 475 amino acids. NCBI's taxonomy places the organism in Eukaryota, Metazoa, Arthropoda, Insecta, Diptera, Culicidae.